CAGCGGGCUGGGGCUGCUAUGAACUGCACAGGUUGGUGUUAAUGAAUUGUUAGCUCGCCCGAUAUAUAGCAGAAUUAUGUGUAAUUGGAUCUACUAAUCAUUACGAUGACGUCUUAUCAAAUCAGAUUAUCUGUUUAAAAACCCUUCGCAUUCAUAUCUGUCUUUCAGUGUCGUGAAUGUUUUCUUAGAACGGUAUAGUGUAGAUCGACUAUAAUAUAUAUUUGUUAUAUAUUAUUUAUUGGCUGUUCAGAUACAGCUAGUAAGACUUAUGCACCAGUUCAAAUAAGUUCCUAAGGGUCACGCAGCAGCGGCGCGGCGGGGCCGUGUUCGAGCACCGUGAUGCCGGGUCUCAAGCUCCUUACGACGGUUAUUUGCAUCUUCAUCUCACAUGUCUUGGCAACAGAAGAAUUUAAUGUCACUGACGAAACGGUGUAUUUAGCUGUAGUCAAUAAAAAUGGGGACAUAGUUUAUAUGAAGGAAGAGUUGUCGAGAAAGUUGGAGGAGGAGCGAGAUGUGUGGCACUGGACGCCGUGGAUGCGCACAAGAACAGAACUCUAUGAUAAUGUCUUAGCCGAGUCAUCGUGUGUCGAGGGUAAUUCGAUCGAGAGUUUUCCCGACGGAUUAUUUAACGACGAUCAAUUGCGAGCAGGAGCGUUCAUCCUAUAUGCGAUCUUUGGCAUAUAUUCGUUCACACUGCUGGCUAUAGUAUGCAACGACUUUUUUAUACCGUGCGUGGAAAAUAUUUGCGAUGAUUUAAAAAUACCACAGAAUGUAGCAGCAGCGACGUUCAUGUCAGUGGCGACCUCGGCUCCGGAAUUCUUCGUUAACGUCAUCGCUACGUUUAUCACCGAAUCUGACAUGGGCAUCGGGACCAUCAUCGGCUCCGCCAUCUUUAACGCCCUCGGCGUGGCCGCAAUCGGCGGCAUUGCUGCUAUCAGAGUAAUCAAAAUUGAGCCUGUGCCAGUUACUAGAGACGUUCUCAUUUAUAUUGUCAACGUUAGCGUUCUGGUGGUCAUCGUGUGGGACGGUCAGGUGGACUGGUACGAAGCUCUGGUACUGGCCAUAUUGUACGUCCUCUACUUCAUCCUUAUGUUCAACAGCGUGCGGCUUUUCAACUUCCUUAGUAAGCUAUUCAACAAGUGCUUCAAGCGCCAAACUGAAGACAUAAACGACAGGGCGAGCAUUCCCAAUACAGAAGAACUUGACAAACCUGUGGAAGAAGGCGUAGACAAAGAUUCCAACAGCCGUGCCGUCAAUGGCGAUAGCAAGAAUGUAGACGCCGAUGACUCAAGUAAGCCUAAGAAGAGUUGGUUCAGGUUCCCACAAGAGAAGGGCUGGCUAUAUAAAUGUUGGUGGCUGUACACUAGGCCGCUGAAGGUGCUGCUGGGAAUGACGGUGCCCUCGCCGGUCACGAGGCGGAAGUGGUACCCGUUCGCUUUCUUCAUGUGCAUCAUCUGGAUCGGAGUCAACUCCUACUGCGUCACGUGGAGCAUGACAGUUCUAGGUCACACAUUCUUCAUUCCCGACUCGGUGAUGGGGAUGACAUUCCUGGCCUUCGGAGGGUGCCUACCAGAAGCGUGUUCUAUAUUCAUCAUGUCUAGAAGAGGCGAAGGCGGUAUGGGAGUCUCGAACGCGUUAGGGGCCAACUCUUUGGCUAUUUUGUUCGCCUUGGGUUUGCCCUGGCUGAUCCGCACGCUGACGCUGCUUGCGCGGGGCGAAGAUGCCGUCGUGUACAUAAACUCUACUGGCAUCGACUUUGUAGUAGGCUCUUUAUUAGUAGCGGUCACAUGUCUUUGGAUAACUCUAUACAUAGGAAAGUUUACUCUCAGGAAAACAGUGGGCUGUGUUCUAGCUGUAUUUUAUACAAUUUUCAUAACUUUUGCUAUUCUUGUCGAAAUGGGCAUAAUCUUGGAUAGAGCAGUCGCAUUCUGUGGUUAAGGGGCUAGUAAACUGAUAACUCUUAUACAAGUUUGUAAAUAGUAAAUAUAAUUUUGCCUUAUUUAUUUAACAUUAUCCGACUCUAAACCCAUCCUAUAUUCCUCCCAGAUAAUUUAUUAUAUCAAAUAUUAGCUGGACGAUUUUGUGGAUGGUUAAAAAUAGAAUGGAAC
Messenger RNA from Cydia fagiglandana, 2108 nucleotides. Its product is annotated as sodium/potassium/calcium exchanger 3-like. Gene Ontology annotation, cellular component: plasma membrane. Gene Ontology annotation, molecular function: calcium, potassium:sodium antiporter activity; calcium channel activity. The transcript has 10 exons. Lineage: Eukaryota; Metazoa; Arthropoda; Insecta; Lepidoptera; Tortricidae. The record is from RefSeq and is a predicted model, not a curated record. Gene Ontology annotation, biological process: intracellular calcium ion homeostasis; calcium ion transmembrane transport. The coding region runs from base 340 to 1938 and encodes 532 amino acids.